Molecule: messenger RNA, 1681 nt
Organism: Thlaspi arvense
Lineage: Eukaryota; Viridiplantae; Streptophyta; Magnoliopsida; Brassicales; Brassicaceae
Source: the annotation of a GenBank genome assembly
AAUUGACAUUGUCAAUGUUCAAAAAUAAAUAAAUACUAUAAUUGUCAAACUGUUCAAUUUUCCUUUUGCCAUUAAUGUGUCAGCUUCUUCGCUUGGCGCUUCGACACGUGCGGUGCGCGUAUUCUCUUCUCCUGUUUUCUUCAUUUUUGCCGACAUGUCAUAAUCAUUUCUACUAUUAUAUAAUAAUAAUUCAACUUCUAUCUCUAAAUAAAUAUCUCAAUCGUCUCUUGCCCAGUAAGUUGAUGGACCAGUCACCUCCUCCGGCGAAAAUGGACGUGCGAGAAUCAAUCUCGAUGCAAAACCAAGUCUCCAUGAGCCUCGCCAAGCACGUUAUCACCACCGUCUCUAAAAACUCCAACGUCAUCUUCUCUCCGGCGUCGAUCAACGUCAUCCUCAGUAUAAUCGCCGCUGGAUCCACCGGCGGAACCAAGGAUCAGAUCCUAUCUUUCCUCAACUUCUCUUCCGUCGAUCAGCUCAACACAUUCUCCUCCGAUAUCGUCUCCGCCGUUCUCUCCGACGGUAGCGCUAACGGUGGCCCUAAACUCUCGGCGGCUAACGGCGUCUGGAUCGAUAAGUCUCUCUCCUUCAAGCCUUCCUUUAAGAAGCUCUUGGAUGAUUCAUACAAAGCUGCUUCUAAUCAAGCAGAUUUUCAGACGAAGGCUGUGGAAGUGAUUGCUGAGGUGAAUUCAUGGGCUGAAAAGGAAACAAAUGGUCUCAUCACUGAGGUUCUACCAGAAGGAUCAGCAGAUAGUAUGACCAAACUGAUAUUCGCAAACGCAUUGUACUUCAAAGGAACAUGGAACGAGAAAUUCGAUGAGUCUCUAACGAAAGACGGCGACUUUCACCUUCUCGACGGUACGCAAGUGACUGCACCGUUCAUGACCAGCAAGAAGAAACAGUACGUGAGCGCUUACGAUGGUUUCAAAGUAUUGGGACUUCCUUACUUACAAGGACAGGAUAAACGACAGUUCUCAAUGUACCUGUACCUUCCCGAAGUAAACAACGGAUUGUCUGAUCUUCUUGAGAAGAUAGUUUCUACUCCUGGGUUCUUGGAUAACCACAUUCCGCGGAGACAAGUUAAAGUCGGCGAAUUCAAGAUUCCGAAGUUUAAAUUCUCUUUUGGGUUCGAAGCUUCGAAUGUUUUGAAAGGUUUGGGUCUGACGUCGCCGUUCUCCGGCGAAGACGGUUUAACUGAGAUGGUUGAAUCUCCAGAGAUGGGGAAGAAUUUAACCGUAUCGAGCAUUUUCCACAAAGCUUGUAUUGAAGUGAAUGAAGAAGGGACAGAAGCUGCAGCUGCAUCAGCUGGAGUUAUAAAGCUAAGAGGUUUGGCUAUGGAGGAAGAGAUCAUAGAUUUUGUUGCGGACCAUCCGUUUCUGUUGGUGGUCACAGAGAACAUAACAGGAGUGGUUCUGUUCAUUGGUCAAGUCGUUGAUCCGUUGCAUUAGAACUAGUGUGGAAAGCUUUUGGUUUAAUCAGGGAGUAUUCAAUAAAAUGAGAGUGAUUGUGAGAUGUGAUUUGAGGACCGAGUCUUUUCUGCCAAACAUUUUGUUAACUUUGAUGUGUGUAAUAACUAAGACUAUCUACAAUGGUUUACAUUAUCAACACCUUAAUUUUACAUUCCACAUCAUCAUAUCUCUCUUCCACUUCAUAAUUCAACACCAACUUACAUUUGAUACUCUAC